AUCAGGUGUAGUCGCUGGCUGACUUGGUGAGGCUCAGGCAGCAUCCCUUUAAUGUGUUCAUACUAUUCAACAUUGUGCUGCUCUAGCCAGCCAUAACCCAAGCCUAUUUCUCCCAAACAAUAGUAGCCUACGCAAGGGUGUUUGUUGGUUGCGUGCGUCGUGCACCCCUACCGGACCGAGGGCAGCUCUGUGUGUAUUUUCCAAUAAUAACAGGCUGUCGCCAGCAGCGCAUCCUCACGUCACGGACCGUGCGGACGGACGGAGGGACACCGGAGACUCGGGAGAACAACUCCUCGUUCCUCACGGCGCAGGAGGAGGAGGAGGAGGAGGAGGUGCAAGGCAUGCGACGAGAGGGGGAGCGCCUCUCAACUACCGAGCGCUCACUUGUGGAUUAUAACCGGACCAGUAGUGUUCAGUAGAUCAACUAGUCUCCUGUUUUCCUUUAUUUUUGUCUGACUCCUGCAGGAGUGUCUGAACCAACAUGAACAUGUCCCCGCCCGACCGGAGGAAAAACAUCCGCGCCUUGGCUCUGGAGAUCGGCAUCCGCGUUCUUCUUUUCGGAGUUUUUGUAUUCACUGAGUUCCUGGAGCCCUUCGAGCGCGUGAUCCAACCGGAGGAGCUGUGGCUGUACAAGAACCCGCUGGUGGAGUCCGACCACAUCCCCAAGAGAGUCAUGUUUGCCAUCUCCUUCCUCACUCCCUUGGCCGUCAUAUUUGUGGUGAAGAUCAUUCGGAGGACGGACAAGACGGAGAUCAAAGAGGCGUGUUUAGCUGUGACACUGGCUCUGGCGCUGAAUGGAGUCUUCACAAACACCAUCAAGUUGAUCGUGGGCAGGCCCAGGCCGGACUACUUUCACCGCUGCUUUCCAGACGGGCAGAUCAAUCCCAAGAUGCUUUGCACCGGGGAACAGGAGCUGGUGUCAGAGGGCCGCAAAAGCUUCCCGAGCAGCCAUUCCUCCUUCGCGUUCUCUGGCCUGGGCUUCACCUCCUUCUACCUGGCGGGGAAGCUGCAGUGCUUCACGGACCAGGGUCGCGGGCGGAGCUGGCGUCUCUGCGCCAUGGUGCUGCCCCUCUACAGCGCCAUGAUGAUCGCCCUCUCCCGCACCUGCGACUACAAGCACCACUGGCAAGACGCCGUGGUGGGCGGGCUGAUCGGCUUUCUGUCCGCGUACUUCUGCUACCGCCAGCACUACCCUCCCUUCCUGCACGCUGAGUGCCACCUGCCUUAUGCCAGCCUGGCCGCCAACGCCGCCGCCGUGCGUCUGACCUUGCACCCCCUCCAGGACGAGCAGCCCACCGACAACUCCACCACCCUGCCCCUGGAGGGGCUGAACGAGGGGCCCGUAUGACUAGUGCCCCUGGGGAGCUCCACCCCCCAUCAGCCAUCCGGCGCAGCCCCCCACCACCACCCAACCCCUCUUGACCCGUUCAGCCCGCCACCAGCGCUGCACACGGCUCCAGUGACUGACUGACUACGAGUCAUCGUGUCGUACACAUUCCAGUAGAGAAGAGAUGGAUCAACGGCCACCAUCUCUUUUGGGGUCGCUCUCUCUCUCUCUCUCUCUCUCUCUCUCUCUCUCUCUCUCUCUCUCGCUCUCUCUCUCUCUCUC
This is a messenger RNA of Gadus morhua (Atlantic cod), 1609 nucleotides long. It is a transcript of the gene plpp4, whose product is annotated as phospholipid phosphatase 4. Gene Ontology annotation, cellular component: membrane. The transcript is spliced from 7 exons. Bases 482 to 1348 code for a protein of 288 amino acids. Lineage: Eukaryota; Metazoa; Chordata; Actinopteri; Gadiformes; Gadidae. Gene Ontology annotation, molecular function: phosphatidate phosphatase activity. Gene Ontology annotation, biological process: phospholipid metabolic process; phospholipid dephosphorylation. The record is from RefSeq and is a predicted model, not a curated record.